UUGUUUUUUUCAAUUGAUAUAAUUAAACUGUGGUUUUAUCUAAGAAUAAUUUAUGUUAAUUUUCUUAGGAGUAUCGUGGCAAUAGCAGGAGAAGAUUAUGCCGUGAUAGCAUCAGAUACCAGAUUGAGUGCCGGGUUUUCCAUCUACACCCGGGAACAGUCAAAGCUUUAUAAGCUGUCUCAGAAAACUGUUCUUGGAUGUGCAGGUUGUUGGUGUGACAUCCUAACUUUUACAAGAUUUCUGGAAGCACGAUUGAAGAUGUAUGAAAAUGAGCACCAUAAACAAAUGUCUACCACAGCAGUAGCUCAGCUUAUUAGCACAAUGCUGUACUAUAAGAGAUUUUUUCCAUACUAUGUGUCUAAUGUCUUGGCAGGAAUUGAUGCAGAUGGUCGGGGCUGUGUGUAUUCUUAUGAUCCUAUUGGUCAUUGCGAGAGAGUGCAGUAUAGAACUGGUGGUUCAUCAAGUGCCCUUUUACAACCUCUUCUUGAUAAUCAGAUUGGAUUCAAGAACAUGCAAGAUGUAACACCUCUUCCAAUUGUUAAAGAAAGAGCAAUUGCCAUCAUCAAAGACGUCUUCAUCUCUGCAGCUGAGAGAGACAUUUACACUGGUGAUGGAAUUGUCAUGAACAUAAUAACUAAAGAUGGUGUUGUAGAAGAGAGGUUCCCUCUUCGUAAAGAUUAAUCACUUUUAUAUUAUUGAUCAACCUUUGAAGUUUGUGAAUGACAUACCUGGCUUUUUCUUUUUAAGGAUGUAACUCGUAAAUAAAUUAAAUUCAUAAGCAACUACGUGCAGAUUGUUUAACAACUUUGGAACCAUUUCCUAUAUUGUCAGAUCUUUAAUUUUAGAUGAACAACAUCACAUGCAUUGUUAUUUUAAAGAAGAGGAAGGAUGAAAAAUAAAGGAAAUUAAUUGAU
Molecule: messenger RNA, 914 nt
Organism: Limulus polyphemus (Atlantic horseshoe crab)
Lineage: Eukaryota; Metazoa; Arthropoda; Merostomata; Xiphosura; Limulidae
Product: proteasome subunit beta type-1-like
Exons: 5
Cellular component (GO): proteasome core complex
Source: RefSeq, a predicted model, not a curated record